AUGCUUGUUUCGUCUGUUGUUGCUCUGUUGGCAACUGCUGCUUCUGUCGUGUCUGCAGAUCUUCCUAAAUACAGUCUCAUCAAGACCGAUCGUGAUGCUGGCCGCUUUACAUUUGUACCCACCACUCGUGCCCAAAAGGAAAUUACUCUCAAGAAUGCCGAAAAUAUUCUUACUGCAUGGGUCAAUUACGAUUCCAAGAUAGCCAACUAUGGAUCAGCCGCUGAUCCAUUCCCAAUCAUGAAGAGUGUUCGUAGCAACAUUGACAAGAUUAGUGAUGAGGAGCUCCAGCUUACACUCAAUGAUGCAUUUGUCAUGAUUCGUGACCAGCACACUCGUUGGUUCAAGCCUGGACCAUACCGUUGUUUUUUUGCAACCACUGGUCUAAAGUAUAACUUUAUUGAUGCUGACAAGGAUAUCGUCAACAAACCCAAAGUUGUUGUAUCUGAUAUUGUCAAGAUUCCCGAGUUUUUGGCCCUGAUGGGCAAUGAGUACUCCAAGAUUAAACUUGGUGACGAACUCUUGGGUAUCAAUGGCAAGACUUUUGUCGAGUGGUUCAAGGAGAACCAAUUCAAGUCUGGAGAUGGUGCCAAUGAUUUUGGCGGUCAGCGCAAUGCUCUUCGAUACAUUGGUACAAUCUAUGGUUCAGUUGAUCGUCUGCCCACUGUAGAUUCCAUUUCCUUGAAAUUCAAAUCUCUUAGCGACAACCAAGAAUACACCAUCGCCGUUCCUUACGUCACUAGCCACAGCGAUGUGUGCUGGGAACUCAGCAGUACUCUGUACCAGAGAGUUGCCAACAUUACACUUCCAGGCACUCCAACUGGCAGUUCCGGUUUUGCAUCAUUUGACAUUGCCGAGCAUGAGCGUCAAAGAAUGAUUGAUGCCGAGGAUGCCAUCAGAAACCCAGUUGCUGUCAAUGCUGUGUAUGCCGAGAUGGCAAAUGUUGAAAAGGAACUCUUCGGAUCUGUGAGUGCAAGUGCCGAUACCAGUUCAUUUAAAUUUAUCGAGACGGAUCUUAAAGGUAUAUCUUGGGGUGUCUACAAACCAGAAUCCAAGAACAUGGGUGUCAUCAAACUUGACAACUUUUCUCCCAAGCUGGCAUCUACUGGUACUGACGCCAGUUCUGUUGCAACUUCGUUUGUUCGUCGCUUGCUUACCCAUGAACUCAAAGAUACCAGCUCUAUCGUGUUUGAGCUUCGUGGUAAUCCCGGCGGCAGCAUUCUGUUUGCCAACUCGCUUCCCCAAUUGUUCAAGCCCGAUUUUGAUUCAUUCGGUGCUCGGUACCUCAAAAACAACGUCACCUACAACAUUUUCGUCAAGGGAAAAUCUGCCCGCGACACUUGGGUUAAAGUAUGGAACGAAUCACCCGCUGAUGCUCGCUACACCAACAUUGGUCCAUUUAACUCGUUUGAAGCUGCCAACUCUUACGGACAGGUUUACACCAAACCCAUGGGUGUUUUCACCGAUGGAAACUGCUUCUCUGCAUGCGACCUGUUUUCUGCCAAUAUUCAAGGCCAUGAAGCUGGCACCGUUUUCGGUGAGGAUGGGCUUACUGGUGCUGGUGGUGCCAAUAUUUUGGAUGUCGAUCCUGCACUGGUGAUUUAUUCACCAACCGACUUUCAACGGUUCCCCUUUUCCCUAGAGCUCACUAAUCCCGCUACAGGAUCUACGUAUGCUAAUAUGUUGUCUGUCGGUAUCCGUCAAUCUGUCCGUAAUGGCAAGUACGACGGCCAAUUGAUUGAGGACACCGGUAUCAAGUCAGAUAUUGUUGUGCGUGCUAAUUGGUCCGAUCUACAGCCCAACUCCACAACCAACACUCAGUACGAUCGUAUUGCUGACAACCUUUCUCGCAUUGGCAAGACUAAUGGACAGGCUGACACCAUGUUUGUUGCCGAGCCUUUCUCUAUUGAAGCAAACAUGGGAGAAUUUAAGCUGGGUGCUGAGGUUUCUGGUAUUGAGGACAUUACCAUCACUUCUGAUGAUGGCAAGAAGGUCUUGGCUACCCAAAAACUCACUUCUGAUCAUCACAAUGUCACCAUUUCAUCAAAAUCCAUUGGUAGUGAGAUUGGAACACAGCGUAUUGCUAUUAUUGGCUCUACUAAAGGCAAGCAGAUUAUCAAGACCUACCGUAUUGUUCGCGUUGUGCCCACUGAUGAGCAGCGCGUCCAUAUUGCUACCACUCCUUUUACCUUUAAUGGAACAUCUUCUUCCGUCGGUCUGUUCAACAAUGCUGAGACUGCACCCGGAGAUGGAUGGAAUCUCAAUAACGGAAAAUGGAUCGUUGGCAAUGGUACUUUGUAUAACAACAAUGUUGUCACUUCGUUGGAAGUUUUCAUGACUGCUCCAGUGGGUACUCAGGUCAGCUUGAAUCUUGAUGUCAACCUGGACUGUGAAAAGGAGUUUGAUUACCUCGGUCUACUUACCAAGUCGGACAACAAGGAAACCCCUCUCAUUACUACAACCUCGCGACUCACUGGACGCCUUAUUCCUGGUGUCAGCGGAAAAGACGCUGUGGUCAAGGGAGCUUAUCCCUUCACCACCACCACUGAGAAAUUCUCAGUGAUUCUUCGUUUCACAUCUGACAGAAUAGGCGGUGCAUUCAAGGGUGCUACUAUCAACUCGUUCACAGCCAGUGCUGCAAAAUAGUCUACACACUAAUGUACCUAGUGCACGUUGUAAGCCCAGCGAGUAUUGGUUUUCUAGAUACAGCUAGAGUUACUCAGUUGCCAUACUAACAUUUACAAGUAAUUGUUUUUAAAGCAUUUGCUUGUUGUUCAUUAUGUUACACUUGAUCAAAUAAACGAUUAAGUGCUGUUUUA
Molecule: messenger RNA, 2816 nt
Organism: Batrachochytrium dendrobatidis JAM81
Lineage: Eukaryota; Fungi; Chytridiomycota; Chytridiomycetes; Rhizophydiales
Exons: 2
Coding region: 1-2643 (880 amino acids)
Biological process (GO): proteolysis
Molecular function (GO): serine-type peptidase activity; endopeptidase activity
Source: RefSeq, a predicted model, not a curated record